AUGGAUUUCAUCACGGUUGAGCGUGAGGCGAAACUUCGGCGGCCGCGAGAUCCAUCUGACCAUAGUACCAGUUGUGGCGGCGACGACGACAGCCCAAUCAGCCAUCUCAGCGACGAUGUUCUCGUCCACGUCCUCGGCUUCCUGCCCACAGCCACCGAUCUGAUGCGCGCAUGCGCGGUCUCGCGGUGGUGGUGCCGCCUCGGGGCGCGUGUCCCUCUCCUCCGCUUCCUCUGCAUCGACCGUGCGUUUGAUCGGCAGGAGACACUCGAUCGGUUCGUCGCUUUCAUCAACAAUGUUCUUACCCGGCGUGCAGCUGGCCAAUCUGAUGCCGGUGUCGAGGAGCUGACCAUCUCCCUAAAAUCUGGCAUGUCGUCCGUCGACGUCGCCGAAGUCGAUGCUUGGAUUCGGUAUGGUAUGCAGCAUGUGUCGAACACUUUCACCUUGGAACUUAAUAUUCCAUUGAGGUCAGGCAACAACAGCAACCACCGCUACCUCGACGACGACGAGGACGACGACGACGACAACAACGGCAUGAUCUUGGCUGAGCUUCCUAGCUCACCAAGAUUGAAGAGCGUGAUGUUGUCGUUAAGCAAUGCUCGUCUCCGGCUCCCCACCGCCGCAGCGUUUGAUUCUCUCGUGGAUCUCUCGCUCGAGAAUGUGCGGCUUGAGGACAACAGCAUCCACCUCCUGAAUCGCCUCUUGUCACCAGCAUGCUGCCCGCGUUUGCAGAGGCUACGCUUCAAUAAACUGACAGUGGGUCGACAGGUAGAAGAGUUGCAUCUUGAGUCCGACGAGCUCUUGGAGUUGUCGUUGAAUUGCAUCAGCAGAUGUAUAACUUUGUCGCUGCAGAUCAAGACUCCCAGGCUCCGUGUUUUCCACAUGAGAUACACCUCGCUCAUAGGGAAGUUGACAAUCUCCGCGCCGAGGCUAGAGGAGUUCAUACUCCCCUACACGGGGAGGGUUUCCGUAAUCAACGUCGAGGAUAUGCCGUGUGUCCGGGUCCUCGAGAUUGAUCUGUGGUUACUAGGAGGAUCUCAAUAUGAAAAAAAAAAGCUCCACGAUCUGGCGCGGACAGUGCCGGCGACGCUCAUGCAAGUCGGCUCCGGGAUGGAAGCCGUCAGGAAGAUCCAGGUCGCCCACAGGAAGAUCCAAGGGCGCGCUGGUUUGAUGCGCAACAUACGCUUCGGGAUGCCGGCGGCCAUCGCCAUGAGCCUCUUCGACGACCCGGCCCCCGUCGGAGUUUGCCCCACCGUGACCCUCGAGGAGGCCCGCUGCGAGAUCUCGCGGGGCGCCGCUCGCCACGCGAUGGCCGACCACGUCUUCGUUCGCUACGUCGAGCUCCUCGGCAUCCAGCACGAGCCGCCGUGCACCAGCAGGGACACCCACCACCGGGAGGCCAUCCGCUUCACCGCCAUGGCCCUGGAGAAGGUCAGGGAAGCCGCGUCGCUUGCAGAGGCGGCCAAGGACGCCGUCGACAUCGCCGAGACGCUCCUCCCGCAGCCCGAGCUGAAGACGGAGUGGGCGUUGGCGGCCCAGGACCUCGCGGAACGCGCCGACUACGAAGCCACCCAGGCGCUGGAGUUUGUGAAACGGGCGCGCGACGUCGUCGCUCUCGAGUUCUUCGACACCUGGAAGAUUCUGCGUCGCGGGAGAGCUCGAUCGGCGGAGAUGAAGGAGUGGAGAGAGCUAGCGCUGAAAGUGCCGGGAACCAUCAUGCUCAUCGGCGACGCCGAGCUGGAAACCCUCGAGUUGAUCCAAGCCGCCGUCAGCAAGUUCCAGAAGCAUGUCGAGUUGCUGCAAGAGGUACGCCAUGGGACGGCGACGGCCACCGCCGUCGACAACUUCACCGACCCGGACCCCGAGGGAGCCUUGCCCACCGAGCUCCUCGAGAACGCACGCCGCGGGAUGUCCAAGAGCGCCGUUCGCCAUGCGAAGGCCCACCACAUCUUCGCUCGCUACGCCGCGUUCCUCGGCAUCCAAGGCGACGAGGAGUACCGCAGCUGGGACAACAAGCACCAGGAAGCCGCCGGCAGCAUGGUCGCGGCGCUGAAGAAAGUCAUCGACGCCGUCUCGGAUGCUGAGGCAGCCAAGGACGCCGUCGCCAUGGUCGGGAUCCUCCCCUACCAGUGCCCGCUGUGGGAAUUGUGGGCGUUGAGGGCGCAGAACCAGACCUCCUUGUCCUCCUUCAACGCCACCCUCGCGAUACUAGACGUGCGACAGGCGCGCGAGGCCUUUUUUGUGGAGGUCUUACGCGCCUGGUUGAUUCUGCGUCGCUAUGGAUCUCUUCAACUCCUGGAUGAUUCUGCAUCGCUCUGGAGUUCCUCGACGCCUGGCGGCGCUGAUGAACGCGUCGGUGUCCACCAUCAGUUGCCGUGCGGCCUCGAGGUCACCGACGGCGGAGGCACGCUCACCGUCGACGUGAUCGGCUACGCCAGCCGGGGCUUCCCUGCGGCGCAGCAGCAUCUUGACGGCCCCGAGGUGGCCGCGGCAGCGAUCCAGGGCGUCGCACGCCUCCUCGGCUCGGGCUUUGCGCAGUAUAAAUGGAGAAGCGGGCCCACGCUGUCAUUGAGAGAUCGGUACAACGUGGACUCCUGUGGCUUGUCGAGCAAGCAACCUUCCUCGAACAGCCGCCGCAACAAAUAUCCUAACCGUGUCACGCUUCCGGCGAGCGCAGCCAUGGCGCGCGCUUGCGCAUACAACCCGCGGAAGAGAGAGCGGGAGAGGUCGCUGGGAGAGGAGGAGCGGUGGAUGAAGCUGGCGAGGACGGUGCCAGCGAUCCUCAUGCGCAUCGGCACCUCUCGGAAAGCGAUCAAAUCCACCAUGAAGGGCAUGAAGGCCAUGAAGGCCGCCAAGAGAGGCGAUGGCGGAGUGUUCUCCGACCAGAUGCGCCACGCUUCCGAGCACCUCGAUGGCGCCCACGGCAGGAUCGCGCGGCUCAUCGCGACGCACGCGGAGGCCGGCCACUUGUUCGUCCACUGCGCCGCGCACAUAGGCGGCCUCAAGGGCGGCGGCGGCGGCGCGCCGGCGUGGCAGGCGUGGGAAGGCCACCGCGCCGACGCCGUCCUCCACGCCAGGGACGCGCGGUGGUGGCUGUGCCGCGCCGGGGGGGCUGUCGAGGCGGCGCUGGACGUGUUCCGAGUCGUCGAGGGGAGGAGCGGGAGCGGGAGCCACCGGCCUCGGGAGGCCAAGCGCCUCCGCCGCCGCGCCCGCGACGACGUCUCCAAAGCGCUACACGCUUUGACGGAUAUGCGCCACGCUAUUGUUCUGGAGUUCUUCGACGCCUGGAUGGUUCUGAAUCAGAAUCGCUAA
Messenger RNA from Oryza sativa Japonica Group (Japanese rice), 3309 nucleotides. RefSeq lists its product as uncharacterized. Lineage: Eukaryota; Viridiplantae; Streptophyta; Magnoliopsida; Poales; Poaceae. The record is from RefSeq and is a predicted model, not a curated record.